This is a messenger RNA of Hippocampus zosterae (dwarf seahorse), 1022 nucleotides long. RefSeq names its product parvalbumin 6 (gene pvalb6). The record is from RefSeq and is a predicted model, not a curated record. Bases 166 to 495 code for a protein of 109 amino acids. Lineage: Eukaryota; Metazoa; Chordata; Actinopteri; Syngnathiformes; Syngnathidae. Gene Ontology annotation, molecular function: calcium ion binding. Gene Ontology annotation, cellular component: nucleus; cytoplasm. The transcript is spliced from 5 exons.
UCUACCUCUCUUCGGCGGUCUCACGGUCUCUUUCUCCCCCUCUCCGUCCUCCACUUGGCUCGCCCCCAUCGGCAGCUUCGCAGGCUCGCUGCUCUCCCUUCCAAUUGCCGAGGACUCGGAGGCGCUCGGGACCAAGUCUCUGUCGUUGCAGCCAAAAUAGCCACAAUGGCAAUGAACAGCAUCCUCAACGCUGACAACAUCAAGAAAGCACUCGAUGCAUUUGCGGUGGCCGACUCUUUUGACCAUAAGAGUUUUUUUGACAUGAUUGGCCUGAAGAACAAGUCUCCCGACGACGUGAAGAAGGUCUUCACGGUGCUGGACGCCGACAACAGCGGCUAUAUUGAAGAGGAGGAGCUCAAAUUCGUCCUGAAGGGCUUUGCCAAAGAUGGCAGGGACCUGACGGAUAAGGAAACCCAAAUAUUUUUACGCGCAGCUGACAAGGAUGGAGACGGCAAGAUUGGAGUCGAAGAGUUUAUCGCCCUCGUGAAAGAAUAGGCACCUGUGAAGAUUGAAUUGACCCGAAAAGACCUCCUGACCAUCGCCGCAUUCCUAACCCUACGGCCUCCUCCAUCCUCCUUUUGACUGCACAAUGAACCUCCAAGACCCAAACACAAACGGCCUCGCGUCCGCACACGCAUGCACGCGCGCACUCACACGCGCACACUUCUGUGAUGCGCAUUCAAUCCAUCGUCUCCUUUUUCCCACCAACUAUUCUUGUUUGCGCUUAUGUAGAGAGAAUAAAAAACACGCCCGCAGGGACUAGACCUUGCAUUAUAAAGCAAAGUAGAUACGUGAAGAGAUAACAAGCGAGACCUAUUUCCCCCCCUCUGUGCUUCAUCUUUCUUAGCAUUUUAAUUUUCCCGGCCGUUUUUUUUUUUUUUUUUUUUUGCGCCCAGCCCUAAAAAUGAACAUUGGAUUCAGCCAUCCAUCUAGUAAUGAGAUGUAUUAUUGUCAUGCCGUAAGAAGAAAGUGGUAAAGCUGUGAAUGAAAAAUAAAUAUGAAUUAAAUGAAGACAAAUGUGA